CUAAUCUCCAGACAGAGGGCGGCGCGUGGAAUGCCCGGGCGUUGCGCAGCAUUCAAGCACCUAGCCUAGCUAGAAGGGCGGGCGAGCUGGGCCAGAAGGGAGCCAGGGCGAAUUAGGGCGGAGAGCAGCCGAGGCGGCAUUCCUCCGGGUAUCCUAGAGAGCCCCCAGAAGGUAGACUUCCGCUGUCCUAGAGAGGCCACGGUGAGGUGGACACAGCGGGCUGCACGGCCAUCCGGGGAGUAACGCGAAGGUUCCGGCAUUGGGCGGAAUGUUGGUUAUUUCAGCCUCUUACCAGUAACUUCUAAUGACCUAGCAAAUGACAUUGUGCACUGCAGUGCUGAGAAGAUACUCCCGAGGAUACAGCAGUGAUUCAUUGAAAGCAGAAGACUUGUUUUGUCUUUAUCUGGGUGACCCUGGACAAGAGUGAUGCCUCCAGGCAGGUGCUAUGCGGCCCACUCAGCUCAGGCUUCAAGGGAACAAGAGCACCUUCGUAAGGUAAAAAAGGAAGAGGAGGAGGAUGACUAUGCUUCUGUGCAGACUGCCAGGCCACAGACGCUUAACCGCCCUGGACAGGAGCUGUUCCGUCAGCUCUUCAGGCAGCUUCGCUACCAUGAGUCUUCUGGGCCCCUAGAAACUCUGAGCCGGCUCCAGGAGCUCUGCCGCUGGUGGAUCAGGCCUGAUGUUCUUUCCAAAGCACAGAUGCUGGAGCUGCUGGUGCUGGAGCAGUUCCUGAGCAUCCUGCCUGGAGAGCUGCGGACGUGGGUGCAGCUCCAUUGCCCAGAGAGUGGUGCAGAGGUUGUUGCCCUGCUGGAAGAGCUACAGAGGGAUCACCAUGGAGCACCACUGAGGGACCCAUGCCUUGCUCAGAACCCAGGUGUGCACUGGAUAGGCACUGGAGCUCUGCAGUCUGCACAGAUAUGGUCCCCUACGUCACGGCUCAGGAACAGUUCUGCUCUAGAGGACCAUUUGGAGCCUCCACAUGGACUAGGAGUUUGUAAAUUCCUGGCUGGGCAAGAUGAUGCUGCUGCUGUCUUGGAGCCUGCCCAUCCCCCGACAGAAGAAGACAUCGGAUGCCAGGAAGCUUUGACAUUCCAGGACGUGGGGGUGACCUUCUCUCAGGAAGAGUGGGGAUGCUUGGACUCUGCUCAGCGCAAUCUUUACCGGGAUGUUAUGCUGGAGAACUACGGGAAUGUAGUUUCUGUUGUGGAGUCAUCUCCCAAACCUGCUCUCAUAUCCUGGCUGGAAGCAAGGAAGCCAUGGGUCGUGGAUGUCUGCACAGUUCAGCCAAAGAGGGAUCCAGGUACUGUCCCUGAAGGAGGUAAGUCCCAGAUUAAGUCAAGCAAAUUCAUCUUGAAACAGGAGCCUUCAGAAUACACAGAAACUUUUACUGUGCCAUCAGUAUGUCCUGAGACAAGUGUUUCUGAUGGAACAGGACUCAAAGAAUAUUUUGAAGAGAACAAGCUACAGAGGCCCUGUGGAAGCCCCAUACAAGUAAAAGAGAUGAAGGAAGGAACUGACAUGGGUAACGAGACAGGAGGAGAAUCUGAAGUAUUGGGAAGCAGUAAUAUUCUUGAUGUAAAACAUGUUAAGUAUGUGAGUGUUUCUAAGAAAAAACUUUCCUUUAAACAUGGCCAUGACAGACACUUCAGAAAACGGUCACACCGUUAUAACAAGAAAUAUAGGCUCAGGAACACAGAUAAGGGAUUUGGUGCAUAUCAGAGUAUUCGUAUUGGACUAAAAGACAGUGAACAGGACACAGGCGGGAAGGACUUCCUCCUCAGCUCUCAGAGUGUUCAUACGGUGAGGGCAAAGGCUUACAGGUGCCAUCACUGUGGGAAGGCCUUCGGUAAGCGCUCCCAUCUUGAAGACCAUCAGAGAUGCCAUUAUGAAGAGAGACUGUUUAAAUGCAGGGUGUGUGAGAAAGCUUUCAAGUGGCGUUCAAACUGUGUGCGGCAUGAGAAAAUUCACACUGGAGUGAAACCUUAUAAGUGCAGUUUUUGUGAGAAAGCUUUCCAGCGUCUGUCAACCCUCCGUGUGCACCAGGAAACCCAUACUAAAUCUGAUGAGUGCAAAGAAGCUCUUACCUCCAACCUGGAUCUCAGUCAUUGUUUGACAGACAGCGGUGAGGAGAAACACUUGGACUGCAGCCAGUGUGGGAAAUCCUUCUGUUGUAAGUCCUAUGUUCUUGAACACCAAAGGAUUCACACACAGGAAAAACCUUAUAAAUGUACCAGAUGUAGGAAAUCCUUCAGGUGGAAGUCAAAUUUUUCUCGUCAUAAGAGAUUGCACCAGAAGAAAGAGAAAUGUCGAGAAGACUUGAAGCAGGUUAUCUCUGCUGUGGAGAAACCUUUCCUGUGUCAUCAGUGUGGGAAAACUUUUACUCAAAAGAAAUCACUCAUUGAGCACCAGAGGACUCACACAGGGGAGAAACCAUACCAAUGUAAUGAGUGUGGGAAAACAUUUACCUAUAGGUCAGGUUAUAUUAUUCAUAUGAGGCUUCAUACUAUUAAAAGAGAGCCUGAAAGUGGCCAACCUCUCAGUCAGGGUGCGGUGUUUCACAUUCCUCAGAGCGAGCACAACACAGAAGAGCCUCACAAGUGUAAAUUCUGUAGCAAAACAUUCCGAAUUCGCUCAUUCCUUCUUGUUCACCAGAGAGUUCACACGAGGGAGAAGCCCUAUAAAUGCAGGGAGUGUGACAAAGCCUUCCGAUGGAGUUCCAAUCUCUCCCGACAUGAGAGGCUGCACUCUUAUUACCAGCAGUACCAGCAGUAUGAUUAUCAUGAAAGUCAAGACACUUCAAAUUUAGAGUCAAGAAUCCUCACUGGUAAGAAGCGCUUUUGGUGUCAAGAAUGUGGGAAAACCUUUACACGUAAAAGAAGCCUUAUGGAUCACAAGGGAAUACACAGUGGAGAGAAACGUUUUAAGUGCAACCUGUGUGAAAAAUCGUUUGAUAGAAACUAUCGUCUUGUUAAUCAUCAGAGGAUCCAUGCUACAGAGAGACCUUUUCAAUCCCAGAGGCGUGGUAAAGAUUUUGUUGGGAUACAUGUCCGUUCUGUUGAGCAGAGAAGACACAGCAGAGCACUACAGUCUGAUAAUGCUGGCUUGUCCUCCUGUCGGGAUGCAAGGUUAAAUAUUCAGGAUUUAAGACUGAGUGGAAAGAAGCCCCACAAAGAGUACGAGAGCUGCAGGUUCACUGCACCCCAGAGUGGACCCACAGGCUGCCACAAGUGUAGUGUUUGUGGGAAAACCUUUAGCAAACAUUCCCGUCUCACUAGCCACAGGAGAUUUCACACCAGAGAGAGGCCCUUCAAAUGUGAGGCGUGUGGGAAGACCUUCAGGUGGUCUUCCAAUUUGACUCGGCACAUGAAAAACCAUGUUAGAGAUUAGCCUGGGGUCUGAUGACAGUGGCGGUGGGGAAUAGUUCCUGGUUACAUUUCUAGAGAGCUUGUUAGGCACUGGGAAAACCUCUACGAGGACUUGGUCGUUUCUGUUUGGGGGGUUCUUGGUGUGAGGUCUUUAAAAGCUUUUAAAAGGAUUGAAGAGGUCAGGGACUCCUCAGUCUACCUGCUGGAAAGUGGUACUGGACAGUAAUGCCCAUGCAGCCCAGGUCUCCUUGUAUAACUCUUGCUGUCUGUGAUUAGAAAGUGUGUGUGCGCGUGUGUCUGCUGGGAAGGGGCCAUCUAGACCCCCAGGUCCUCUUUAGGUUUGACUUGUGUCAGUGCCGUUCCCUCGGACGUCCCCUGGGCGCUCACAGCUAGCUGGUGGUUAUUGGCUAGAUGGUCCUAAAGCAAAGGACAGGUGCUGGGUUCCAUUGUUUAAUCUCAACAAGCAUAUCGAUCCAUCAUCUGUGCUGAGAUAUAAGUGGCCAGAACAGACAAAAACCCUGCUGUUUGUUGGAUUCUUCCUUAAAUGAAUUAGAUCAUAGCCUGGAUGGUGAUGUGUGUUGAGGACAAAGUAGACCAGAGAAGAGUGGCAGGAAUCUGGCUAGGAUGUGAGCGGUGAUUUUAAAUGGGCUGUCCGGAGAGUACCUGCUGGAAGAAUAAAAACUAACCGGGGCCGGGUGCAUAGAGAAACCUUACCUCAGAAAACCUAAACAAAAACCCUAAUUGGCUAAAAAGCUGGAGGGGGUUGGGUUGUAGAGUGAGUUAUGUUACUCUAUGGAGAAAGAACUCAGGGUAGAGGACAAGGAUCUUGUCUGGCGACUGAUUUUAGGGGUGGUUAGUGUGGGGACCCCUGGG
This is a messenger RNA of Microtus ochrogaster (prairie vole), 4238 nucleotides long. RefSeq names its product zinc finger protein 445 (gene Znf445). Gene Ontology annotation, biological process: regulation of DNA-templated transcription. NCBI's taxonomy places the organism in Eukaryota, Metazoa, Chordata, Mammalia, Rodentia, Cricetidae. The record is from RefSeq and is a predicted model, not a curated record.